CCCACCCCGCGUCUCAUUCGGCCCUCAACACGGGAGCAGAGUGGAACUGUGCUAGUUUUGAUUUGCGAACCAUGGCCACUUCAAAAAGCGUUCUUGUUCAAUUAGUUUGGACAAGUUUGAUUUGCGGACAAGUGCUUGUCUCGUGUAAACCGCAAAACUCUGGCCCAUCCGCCUCCUCGUCGCCCUCCAAAGCUGACUCUGCUGACCCUCCCUCCGGAGUUUCCCUCGGUAAAACUAAAGGAUUUGAGGUGAAGCACGGCUACUCGUUCAACCUGGCCAACUCACCUGACGGAAGCCCUUACUCCUCGGGGUGGGCUUAUCUGGGAGGUCGAGCCGGCCCUGGACCCACUUACUACGCGGAUGACACAGGCUAUCUCUCGAACGAACUUUGGUCAGGACCUGCGGUGGAUAUUGCGACUGGGUCCCUUUACACCAUCGCGGCCGCUCUGGCCUUCAGCUCCCUUUGGUACACGUUCAGCCCCUUCUUCAGCGGACGUGCGUCCACCACGCCAGCCAAAAAGCCGUCCGCAUCCAAAGGUAGCAAACCUUCGCCCUCCAAGACCAACACCACUGCCACCGAGGAGGACAGCGAGGAGAAGGGAGGCCAAGUCACCCCGAGCGACAAAGUCACCACCAAGGAGUCCGUCGUCCCUGGGAAGUCAUCUCGAAGGAGGAGGUCUCUCCCCAAGAGUCAGGGAGCCGUAGUCGCCCAGAGUGACGCUGAUCUGACUCGUCUUGCUUCCAUCGUCCUCAACGCCAUUGCCAGUGGAGAGUGCCUUCAGAAAACCAUCUGCCAGCUUGGCACCCAGAUCGGAGCGUCCCCCAAAGGCAGGCUCGCCUUCAGCCUCGUCGACACCCUGCUCCCAACCUCAGUCCACACCAACCAGUACUUUGUCACCAUGAAAAAAGCACUCGGCGGCGAACACGUCUGCGAACGCUUCAACUGCCAAUACCAAACUUAUGCCUAAAUCUUACCAUUAUAUCCGAUAGUAAGUUUCUACUUUAACUCCUCUUCAUCAUGGUGCUACGUCGUUUAGAUAUCUCACCUCAAGCCACUUGCGCUGCUGCUCAUUAACGAGGAAAGUUAUUACGACGCAAGGAAUUGUUAUGUUCACUGUAAUUAAAUGUAUGAAAUUUUU
Molecule: messenger RNA, 1139 nt
Organism: Folsomia candida
Lineage: Eukaryota; Metazoa; Arthropoda; Collembola; Entomobryomorpha; Isotomidae
Exons: 5
Coding region: 72-968 (298 amino acids)
Source: RefSeq, a predicted model, not a curated record